AUGCCUUUCCAUCGGAUCAGUCAAUGGACUGGGGGAUUCUUCGAAGACACUUCCUUGACCAAGAUUGGGUUUGAAGUCCACCUUGGCCAUGCAGGCGAGCCUUGCCCCGGACUGACCGAUGAGUGGUGCGACACAGAUGAUGAAGGAGACCAAUUCACAGACAGCCCAUGGAUACCAUUGGUUAAUGAUCCUCGGAUGACUAUGGUGGUGGAUACGUCUGGGCUCCACUCCAUGAUGAUCAGAUUCUGUCAGUGCGCCGGUGCACUGAGCCCGGACAUGCAACUAUUUGAAACCGGCCUCUUCCCUGCAUCUUUUACUUCGCCGAAGACAGCAUUUACAUUUGCGGUGUUGGACGACUUCCUGCUGGACAACCUGGAAUGCGGGACAUCGGCAAUGAACUACUACAGUAAAUUAAGAAGAAUCACAUCAAGCGUGUUCCCUCAUCUGGUUUCACCGAAAGGACCGGUACAGAGAAUUGAUGAGGGUCGGCAGGCAGUGGAGACAAACAGAAAUGGAUCCGACCCUGCAUGGCUAUAUUCCAGAUCUUUGGUCAUGGAUGGCAAUUUCAAGGCCGAGCAUUUACAUCCCACCAAUCCGACCGAUGAAGUGGCAUUGACUGACGGCUUGGGCUUCAUGGUCAGCAACGCCCGAUACAAAAUGCAUCUAUCCCAGGCGCAGGACAUUGUACAAAGGUCAGACUGUAAUAACCACCGAGCGGUCAACCAAGCAAAUGCUUCCCGCCACCGGCUGGAAGCCACAGAGAUAGGAGGGUGUGCUUGCGCGAGACACGGGUGUUUUGUCCCUCAUUCAAUGGUGGACUUUCAGAAGGGGGAAAGGCAAAUGAAUAUGGAUUACGCGCUGUGUCAAGCUCUGGGGUACAACACCGAUGGUAUUGAUCGGGCAUUGACUUUCUAUGACAUUAAUUGUCAAUACAACAAGCAUCUGAGCAAGCGGAUUGAGGACUCGCCCUAUCUUGACCUUCCAUGGGGCAUGGAGAUUAUUCCUGGCAUCGGGCUCUGGCAUGUCCACGGCCAUCAAGACAAAUGCUAUGUGUGGUAUGCAUCCAAUUUCAUAACAGGUGCCGCCAGAAUCGACGGCAAAAUCAUGGAGACCCUGUGGGCGCCCUUGAACAUCAUAUCACCGUCAGCAAGAGGGAUGUCCACCCCUCACCGAAAGGAGUGUUUGGACUUUCAGAUGAAUGAUUGCAAUUUUAUGAAGAUGAUACGCAUCAGCAAAUUCCUUUGCCGAAAAUUUAAGGAGGCCAUGCAGGGAGUCCAAGACAGCCGACAUGCAUUUGACCGGUUGAGCGAGACCGCCGAGGAUGACACCCUUGUCAAAUGGGAAGCAGAGGCCACUGCUGCUGAAGAUGACCGACUUCAUAAUCCCAGCUCCAUGGAUAUAUACGAAGUUCAGUUGACCAAAGCACCAACAAGAAAACAGCAAGAGUUGCACCUACUGAACCGUCAGGCACAAUGGCCCACUGGUGAGAUUCACCGGGGUGCUGCAACUUGGCUGGCCUGUGGAAUGACACUGGAGGAAGUGCAAGUAGCCCUCCUGAUCGAUGUCAACAAGUUGGGGAAACGGCCGACCGACAAUCAGAAGCUGGCUAUUGCCCGGCGUCGUGACAGAUUGCAAGGUCAACUAGAUGAAUUUGUGAGGGUCGCACCGACAUUUCUUGGCAAUGAAUUCAACAGCUGCGACCAUUUGGACGGUAUGACAGUUAUGUUGGACGCAACAGAAUUGGAUUCCGUCGGAUCAUCAUCGGAGGCUCCCGAUCGGUCAGAUGAUGAAGACCAACGUGAUAUAUCGGUGGAGUUCAAUCCCGAGACCGUGGUGAUUCCAUUACCGUCAAACAUCGGCAUCGAAAGGUGCGCCGAGUGGGGCGUCUCCGACCUUGUGCUACAAGAAAUAUCCUUAAGAGAGGGCCAAGCAAACGAUGCAUUGCAUGCUGUGAGGGUCAACUUGGCUGACAAGGCCGUUCUCUUUCGCACCACGGUUCGGUCGGCAAAGUCACAAGCACGGUCGACCAGAGCAUGGGCUCGUGUGCACUCAGUUGACAGAGUUCUUAACCUCAACACACAGAUCUACGCAAAAUGCCGGAAGCAGCUCAUUAAUCUCGGUGCCGAUGACUUAUUGAUGAAGUAUCGGCUAUUGGAGAAGGCCGACCUCAAGGCCACUACCGUGGUGGCAGACCCAAAUGCCCGCGGUCAAAGAAAUAGCACAUUAGCCUGGUUUUGGUCCAUUGAUGUCGAGGGGGAUUCUACCAGCAAUGACUGGAUGAAUGAAUUUUACCGUGUCCAUUGGCUCAGGACAUUGGCACUGCGAAAUCGUUGGGAAGAGGAGCUACUGCUGGUCGGUCGAGAAAUGACAUGGACGGUUGCAUUCUUUAUGCAUAAAUCUCAACAAUGGGUCCGCCGAAUGCAGGAGGCCGAUGCAAAGGACAUCAUUGGGCACCGCUGCUAUGCAGCCCGCCAGGCUAAAAUCAUGCAGAAGACAGCUUUGAGAGAACAAAAGGGGUGGCUGAGGUUGCGGAGUGACCGGGGUUCACAUGCAGCUGCUAGAUUAGUCAUCAGUACAAUGCUGAUCCCCAUAAAAGUUUUUUCCGUGUUGAUGUUAACUACCACCAUCAUGUCCAACUCCCUAACAUUGCAUACGUAUGAACUGAGUGACUUUACUCCGUGGGAUGCUGCCAAUGUUCUAGAGUUUGCUACGUCUCAAUUCGCCGCGAUCUGGCUGGCUUGCGACCGAAACCACAUCCCUCGAACGCCGGCUUACAAAGCCACCUUCAUUCGGCAUCUUCAGUGGGAGGCAGAUCGUUUUGUAUUCCCAUAUAUUAACAUAUCAGUGGUCCUCAACAUCCACCCAACCAUGCCCGACCUUCUCUGCAGCAUCAUCGGCAGAUUUACCCGAUUCCAAACUGGAACCAUCACAGCCGAGGAAUUGCAUGAUGAAUUCUUUCUUCACUGCUCUCCGCAUCGCCCUGGAUUGACGUCCCACCACCGAGUUGUUCCUAACUAUCCCUAUGAUUGGUGGAAGGAUCGCUUUGACCGCUUGAGUUUUGAGCUGCCGGUCUUGAACCUGCAAGAGGUCAUGGAGAUGACCCAUGACCACUUUGAACAACUGCCGCUGGGAGCUAUCCUUGAACCGGGUCCUGCGGUAACCGGUCAAGUGGACGGUGAAGCCCUCUUCAAUCAAAUUGUGGCCGCAAGAGCCCACCUCCAACAUCUCGGCGAAUCAAUGGCUUCCUUGCUGGAGCAGAAAGCCGGGAUUGCCGCUGCAGCCGCGUCCACCAUGUCUCAACUUGAGGGACCAAUUGCCGAGCUGGAGGAAGAGCUCUUAAAUUCUGGUAGGCAAUUGUCUGGCAAGGAUUGA
Molecule: messenger RNA, 3372 nt
Organism: Suillus plorans
Lineage: Eukaryota; Fungi; Basidiomycota; Agaricomycetes; Boletales; Suillaceae
Exons: 10
Coding region: 1-3372 (1123 amino acids)
Source: RefSeq, a predicted model, not a curated record